Molecule: messenger RNA, 662 nt
Organism: Ambispora leptoticha
Lineage: Eukaryota; Fungi; Glomeromycota; Glomeromycetes; Archaeosporales; Ambisporaceae
Source: the annotation of a GenBank genome assembly
AUGGUAGACCUUCUUCUUGAUGUUCAAAGUUUAGUUAGUCUUUUGCAAGGCACUGCACCCCUCAACGAGCAAAAGGAUCCGAAUGUUCGUUUUGCCGAAAGUGUUAACCUCCAAAAGUAUAUUUCCAAGUCUUACAGAGGAGAUAUAUUGCCCCUCAACAAAAACACGCAACGCAUGUUACGUUUGGAAGAAAUCAAAGGCCAACUACCCUCGAAAAGUAGAGUGGAGGAUGUUGACGCUCUUAUUCAAAGGUUGAAUAACAAUACCGUUAAUGAGCAGGAGAACUAUCCGACCGGAAUGGUGAUCCAACUAGUGACACGAUUGUUGGUGUAUUCGUUACAAUUUCGAAGAUGUAUGUCUUCUGUACCAACCGAUCGUCUUAAUUCGGCCGUCGUCGCUAUAUCCGAUUAUAAAAACGCUCAGCUGGACCUUUCGAAUCCUUUCACAACUUUGGAUUGGGGAGUUUUGACAAACGAAUUUUUGGAAAGGGCUCAAAAUGUAUUGAGAUUAUCUGUGAACCCUUACAGCAAUCCGACUGACGACCUAAAAGCUAUUCUUAUAGGAGCUUCACCUUUUCUAGUUUCUGGUGGCGCGAUACAACCACUGGAUGCUGAAGUUACAUAUGUAGAAAAUCUCUAUCGUCAAGCGGCUGGACAAUUCAA